This is a messenger RNA of Racocetra persica, 314 nucleotides long. The record is from the annotation of a GenBank genome assembly. Lineage: Eukaryota; Fungi; Glomeromycota; Glomeromycetes; Diversisporales; Gigasporaceae.
AAUCUACCGCGCUUUCUAAAGCCUUCGCUAAACAGGGAAUUAAAAUUCCAAUCCGUAAGGAAACACGUUAUAGAAAAAUCACUAAUGAAGAUUCACAUCAACCCAGUGAAGAAGUUCCUGAAACUACCUCCUCCUCCUUAGGAACACAUGUGACCACCAACGAAGAUCCUAACGCCACCGAAUCUUUCAACGAUAAUAAUGAAGCAUGUGAUCGUUCGGAACCAUCGGACGAUGCCGACGUGCUCUCUAGUACAUCACGGGAAGAAGAAAGCGAAGACAAACUUACCUCAAAGCAAUCAUGCGAACCAGAAUAA